UGACCAUAUUGUGAGUCUCAACUAGCAACCAAUCACCGUGCAGAGAAGGCGGGGCAUGCCGGAAAACAGGUGAGGAGAAGAAUCGCUACGGGGCAGGGAGCUGAGCGCGGAGGCGGACAGUAACAAAUACAGGAGGAAAAAGACCACAGACCCCCGGUCACCAUGAUUGACUACAGGGGAUAAAUGAAGGUAUUCAUGCAUGUGGCCUGUAGGCCGUGCUAGAGGAGUAUGGAACCUGACGUGGUCCGCCUUUACUCCUCCUCCCCUCCACCGCUGGACGAGGGCGGAGAGGAGGAAGAUGAGGACGAGUUCGGCGACUUCGGAGGCUACUGCAGUGGUGUGUCCUCCAGCUUCAGCCUUUCAGAGUUUGACACGCCCACGUCAGCAAACCAGUCACAUGCUACAGAGACCUCCCCACCGGACCUGUACAUCACAUCCGUGCAAAACGCCUCUUCAUCAGGGAAAAACGUGACAUCGGAAGAGGCGGAAACGCUUACGGAGAAUCUCCAAGCCAGUUUUUCAAUCCCCAACCCUUUGGUUAAUGAGACCAGUGUCAGUAUUGCCUACUGUGAGAACAGAAAACCUGAGGGAUCUGAAAUUGUCAUCAAUGGUGCGCCACCAUCUGACCUCAAAGGGGCACCCUGUGUGGUCCCCAACACAGCUCAGCACAGAUCAGCUAGCAAUCCUCAACCUGAGGCCGGCAGUGCAGCCCAGCAAAGUGACCUCAGCGUAGGUAGUGGAGGACAUUCUGUGAGUAAUGGACAGAGCAAGCUUAACACGGGUAUGGCGCUGGAUGGCUCCACAGUAACUAGCUUAACAAACAGCACAGAGACUGGCGUAGGAUCUAGAGCAGAGUCUUCCAGUGGUCCUGUUUCCCCCUCAGCUGCUUUCCAGAUCUCUCUGGAAAAAGUAUCUGAGUCUGAAGAGAAUGUGGUGGAUGAGGUGUCAAUGGAAUUCCAGGAUAUUCCUUUCAAUAACACAAGUGGGGAUCAAAGUAUUGAUGAAGGAAGAACAGAACAACAGCAAGAACAGGAAGAAGUGUCCACUAGUUUCCAGGAACCUUCUGGUCAAGAAAGCGUUGCAUCCUUUGGUGAAGCUGUGCCUGAAAGUGGGUCUGAAGACCUUGGGGAUUGGACUGAAACAUCAGUGGGACCUGCAGCAGAGGCCGAUGAAGUCUCUGGUGCCCAGUUGUGUAAAGACUCUUUAGAUCAUAACAUGGUACCUUGCAUGGAGGUGAGGGAAGAUUUUGAGGAGGUUUGUGGAACUACAACAGAUUUUACACUGAAGGUAGUCCCUGAUGCAGAGGGAGAUAAGGUUUCGGAGGAGCUUAAAGGCACUACAGAGAUGGACGAGAGCUUUGGUGAUUUCAGGGACGCUGUCGGUGUUGUGGACUUUAGCCGGACUGAAUCGGCAACGCAAGAAGGAUUCGCAGACUUUGUCACUGCAGUAUCCGGCUGCUCCACUGACGAUGACUAUGGGGACACAGACACCCUGAAGGACUGGAAGGAGGAAGAAGAACUGCCUGAGGAAGACCAAGAAGCGGCUAAUGACAGAAACAUUGAAGAAACAUGGUGUUCAGAGCUUCCUCCAAGUGACAGCUUUGCAGAUUUUAGUUCUGCUCCGUUUGAUGGGUCGGCAGGCAGCAGAGAUGGCUGGGUUGCGUUUGGGAUGCAGGAGGAAAGUGAGAGUCAGCGGGAGUCGUGGUCAGCUUUCGGCGAGGAACAACCAAGCAGUACAGCUGUGGCGACGUCUGGUGACAAUCUCCAAAAUGACAAUGUGUCGAUUGGAACGAACUGCAAACUGCAGAAUCUCUUCCAAAGCUCUUUCUUUCCUUCAGAGGUCACGUCUGAGAUCAAAGAAGUUGUGCCACUACAGGCACUUCUGGAUCCCCAGGACAAUCCAGAGAGCAGCAGCCACCCAGUUCAGGGGGAAGCUGCAGCCAUGUGGCGCCACCUGCUGGACACACACAGCGCCCAUGGCCUCAAGGUCCAGUGGGUUGGCUCACGCAGCAACAGGAUUCUGCUGGACUGUCUGGGAAUCCGCAAUAUUUUGUUCACUGGUCAGAAGAAGCGACCACUGAUCGUGCCUAUGUUCGCUUCAGGUCUGGGAAUGCUUGAACCUACCAAAGAUCCUGUGAGACCUUCCCCAACUUCUCCUGCCCCUCAAACACCAUACUCACCAGGCCAGGACAGGUCCACUCUAUGCACUCUGCAGGUGGCGUCUUCGUUGAGCAGCCGGGAGGACGCAGGGGGCGUAGGUUCCCAGCUCAACCUUGAUUUCUUUGGGCCGGUGGACGACAGUAGCUCUGAUAGUGAUACUGAUGCUCCAGUACUGCCAGGUGUGGAUCCGGAGCUGUAUGUACUGACCACUGCUAAACUAGACAGCAGUAAUGUGGGAAGUAAUGUAGCAGAGGCCUUUAACAAAUUGAUGGAGACUGUGGAGAAAACAAGCACUGUGACUAGGAAGACGGAGAAGAUGGAAGAUGGAGCAAUCAGUGAGGAGGCCGCCCGAGUCAUUUCACUCCUCCCUGAUAUGUCUUUCAUGCGGGCCCGUGUUCUGAUGUUCCCCUAUUCUCUUAACCCUGCAGCCAAUUGCCCCUGACCUCUACCACCCAUCGUCCAAUCAUCUUUGAACUUGCUGCCUUAACGAUUGAGCUGUUUAGCAGCUCAGUGAACCUGUAUAACAGGAGGACAUUUUCCAGAAUGGGUGACAGUAACACAAAGCACCUCCACAUAAAGCACAUCUGUCUGUAAGAGAGUUUCCUCUCUAGUAUUGUUUGCUAAACAAGUGUUCUUCCUUUUUUUUUUUUCUCCAUGUUUCGCCUCGUCCUGAAGGAUGCGGCGGCUUUAGCUCUUGUUGAUUGACACACAACGUGUUUCAAGACAACAAACUGCACAUUUUACUACUUGAAAUAGCAUUAACUUAUUAAUACUGACGAUUUGUGCUAUUCUUUGUGUGUCUACAAAUCUAAUGUUAUUAUAAAAAGUUUGAGAAGCUUUUGAAUUAUAAAUUGUUUGAAAAUUUUUAUUGUCGUACACCAUCAGUCAAAUGUUUGGACACAGCAAUAUAUAUAUAUUUUUACUAUUUCCCACAUUUUGAAAUAAUUAACGUUUUCUAAUAAUUGGAAUAACUACUAGAAAACAGUUUAUAAAUUGUCAGAAAUAUUAAAUAUGUACCAAAAUAUUCCAGUAAUUAACUUCAAACUAUAAAAUACCUUGUUAAAUGUAUUACUUAGUAUUUAUUUUAGAAACAACUAUAAAUAAUAUUUCUAAUAAUAAGUCUGAGCCUUUAGAGCAAAUACAACAGCAUUUAUUUAGAAAAGCACAGUAGGCGUGUGCUGCAGAUGUUUGACUGUUUGAGUGUAUAUUUAGUGUAUAUUCAGUGUACUUUUCUUUUGAUGCCUGUAUUUGCUUUUGCUUUGGCUGUCCAGAAUUGAACUAAAGAUAUAGAUUUUAUCCAUCAUUGUCUUAAUGAGGGACACGGUUUUAUUUAUUGUAUUUAUCUCCUGUUGGUGUGUAUUUAUUGCCAUCAUAUCUGUGAUGAACUAUUGAAAGAUAUAUUUUGCAUAAGUAAACAUGAUCAGAAUGAUUGAUAAUCGUGAGGGUGUGUCUGGAUCAGGGGAGAAGAAUGUUGUGUGGCUGUGAAUAAAAACAGUGUGCUUAUGAAGCAAAA
This is a messenger RNA of Astyanax mexicanus (Mexican tetra), 3672 nucleotides long. It is a transcript of the gene aftphb, whose product is annotated as aftiphilin b. NCBI's taxonomy places the organism in Eukaryota, Metazoa, Chordata, Actinopteri, Characiformes, Acestrorhamphidae. The record is from RefSeq and is a predicted model, not a curated record. Gene Ontology annotation, molecular function: clathrin binding. Bases 229 to 2601 code for a protein of 790 amino acids. The transcript is spliced from 10 exons. Gene Ontology annotation, biological process: intracellular transport. Gene Ontology annotation, cellular component: trans-Golgi network membrane; AP-1 adaptor complex.